ACAGUCACGUGUGCAUUUAAAAAGGCGGGCCAUGGCCUAGUAGGGAAGGGGCCCGCGGAGACCCUCAGACAAGCGACAGUAAGGGAUGAGGGACCUUGAAGGCAGACCCAAGAAACUGAUCCCUGAAAGCAAGGAAGAGCUUUCAGGAUGAAGGGCAGUCGCACCUCCCUGCCUUUCCUCGUGUGGUUCCCUUCACCCUGAGUGAAGCUCGCUACCAUUUCUCCAUCUAUGCGAAUCCUAAUCGUGCACCUCCUCAAGGAAGCUCUCCUGGGUUCCCCAAUCACAGUUUAUUCCUCCCUCUCUCGACCCCUAAACACCCUUGUCGGCCUGUAACUAUAAGGAAAGAGAAUGCACUUUUGAAGACAAGGUUCUUGGUAUUGCGGAGGGGCUGAAGAAGCUUCGCGGCCCCUUCCAAGGAGGCCUAAGGGGGCCCGGGCAGGGGGGAAGCCGCUGUGCCAGAGCCUGCCUGCCACUGGCCUUUACCCGCUCAGUCCCGCUCUCCUGCCAAACUCGCCUUUCCAAGGCCCCGACCCCGACCCCGCGCACCCCGCCUACGCCCUGCCCAGUCCAAACUCCGGGCCUGGGCGAGGCACUCACUAAUCUGUGGCUGGACCGGCAGCUGGGCAGCCUCUCGGUGAAAAGCAGCGCGCCUGCAGCCGGUAGCGCAAAAAAAAGACCCGUGAGCCCACCAUGCGGCUGGACCGACUUCGCGCGCGGCUGAGCGCCGUGGCCUGUGGGCUUCUGCUUCUCCUCAUGCCGGGCCAGGGCCAGGACUCUGCCAGCCCCAUCCGGACCACGUACACGGGGCAGGUGCGGGGGAGCCUCGUGCAUGUGAAGGGCACUGACGUGGGGGUCCACACCUUCCUGGGAAUUCCCUUUGCCAAGCCGCCUCUAGGGCCACUGCGAUUUGCACCCCCUGAGCCCCCUGAAUCUUGGAGUGGUGUAAAGGAUGGGACCUCCCACCCAGCCAUGUGUCUGCAGAACUUUGCUAGAAUGGAUUCAAUAGCCCUGAAACUGUGGAAUGUGUCCCUGCCUUCCACCUCCAUGUCUGAAGACUGCCUGUACCUCAGCAUCUACACACCUGCCCAUACCCACGAGGGCUCCAACCUGCCUGUGAUGGUGUGGAUCCACGGUGGUGCGCUUGUGCUGGGCAUGGCCUCCAUGUAUGACGGCUCCGUGUUGGCAGCCUUCGAGGAUGUGGUGGUGGUCAUUAUCCAGUACCGCCUGGGUGUUCUGGGCUUCUUCAGCACUGGAGACAAGCAUGCAGCUGGCAACUGGGGCUACCUGGACCAAGUGGCUGCCUUACGCUGGGUCCAGCAGAAUAUCGCCUACUUUGGAGGUGACCCUGGCCAUGUGACCAUUUUUGGCGAGUCUGCGGGUGGCACAAGUGUGUCCUCACACAUUGUGUCCCCCAUGUCCCAAGGACUCUUCCACCGUGCUAUCAUGGAGAGUGGCGUGGCCCUGCUGCCUGACCUCAUCGCCAACUCAUCUGACGUGGUCUCCACAAUGGUGGCCAACCUGUCUGCCUGUGGCCAGAUUGACUCAGCGGCCCUGGUGGACUGCCUGCGGGGCAAGAGUGAAGAGGAGAUUCUGGCCAUCAACAAGGCCUUCAAGAUCAUCCCCGGCGUGGUGGAUGGGAUCUUCCUGCCCAGGCACCCCCAGGUGCUGCUGGCUUCUGCCGACUUUCAACCUGUCCCCAGCAUCAUUGGUGUCAACAAUGAUGAAUAUGGUUGGAUCAUCCCCUCGGGCAUAGGCACCUCUGACACCCAGAGGGAAAUGGACAGAGAGACCAUGAAGGCUGUUCUGCAGAAAACAUCAGCAAUGACGAUGUUGCCUCCUGAGUUUGGUGACCUGGUGAUGGAGGAGUACAUGGGGGACAGUGAGGACCCCCAGACCCUCCAAAUCCAGUUCCAUGAGAUGAUGGGGGAUUCCAUCUUCGUGAUCCCUGCACUCCGAGUAGCAAAUUUUCAGCGUUUCCAUGCCCCCGUCUACUUCUACGAGUUCCAGCAUCGGCCCAGCUUCUUCAAGGACGUCAAGCCACCCCAUGUGAGGGCAGACCACGGCGAUGAGGUUUUCUUUGUCUUCGGAAACUACCUCUGGAGCAGCUACAUUGAAAUCACUGAAGAGGAGGAGCUGCUGAGCAGAAAGAUAAUGAAGUACUGGGCCAACUUUGCCCGAAACGGGAACCCCAACGGUGAAGGUCUGCCCCACUGGCCCAUGUUCGACCAGGAGGACCAAUACCUGCAGCUGAACCUGCAACCUGCAGUGGGCCGGGCCCUGAAGGCCCACAGGUUCCAGUUCUGGACGAAGACCCUGCCCCAGAAGAUCCAUGAGCUAAUGCAGGCCAAGGAGAAGCACACAGAGCUGUAGCUCCCUGUGUUGGAGAUGAGGGGGUAGAGGUGGGCUUGAGUGCAGGUAGGGGUCUGCCAGAUGUGCCCACACACAGUGAGGAGCCACUAAUUUUUUCCUUCAUUCACACAGCCAUUCGUUCAUCCUUCCAUUCAUCCAUCCAGCAAACAUUAUUACGAAUCUACUGCAGGGGCCGGCCCCGUGGCUUAGUGGUUAAGUGCGCGUGCUCCGCUACUGGCGGCCUGGGUUCGGAUCCUGGGUGCACACCGAAGCACUGCUUCUCCGGCCAUGCUCAGGCCAUGUCCCACAUACAGCAACUAGAAGGAUGUGCCACUAUGACAUACAACUAUCUACUGGGGGUUUGGGGGAACAAAAAAGGAGGAGGAUUGGCAAUAGAUGUUAGCUCAGAGCCGGUCUUCCUCAGCAUAAAGAGGAGGAUUAGCAUGGAUGUUAGCUCAGGGCUGAUCUUCCUCACAAAAAAAAAAAAGAAUCUACUGCAUGAUGUUGGUUGCCAAGACUGUCAUGGAUCCUCUCUUGUCAGACACACUCAAUAAAUUUUCCCACAAAGCUGUGGAUGGGCAAACCCCAAUGGAAGUUCACAUUCCCCAACACCCCACUGGGCCCCAGGCCUCAUCCUCCCUUCCUCACCUCCACCCACUCCCCAACCUCUCUCUCCUCUCCCUUGGAAGGAGGGUGCUUUAGGGAAUGUUGCCCGCACUUGGCUCUCAGCAAGCCCCACAUGCUCUUGUAUCUGUAAGUGGCCAAUAGAAAACCUGGACACCAGGAGCCUGGGAGCUCUGAGAUCUCAGCCACGGAGGCUACCAACUACUGAGAAUGUAAAAGUCCCUGUCCUCACCCAUUGUCCCCCUAGAUUAAAUGUCAUCUAUCAUUGACAUUUAAACAACCCACUCACUCACUUAUCAUUUUCCCACGGAAGUGACUGGCCCCAUUUUUUGUAAGAAGCAGGACUGGGCCUGUCCAUGGGCCCCUGAAGCCUGGGCCAGCUAUGCGGUGGCCAGGAGCACCAGGCAGGUUCCUCAGUCACCUGCCUCUGGAAGUUUACCUUUGUUCUCAGUGGUUAUGCAGACACUGUAGGGCCCAAACUUUAGACGAUUGUAGCACACGAGUGAAGAUGUUUAUCUGUGGGAUAUUUCCUGGAAGUAAGAUUGAGAGGUCAGAGGUCCAGGCAUAGCUAGGAGAAGAGACUCUUGUCCCCUGGCUCCCAAGGGCCUCUCCAUCCAGGGAGGUCUCCUCUUGCCUUUUGAAAUUCCCCUUGCCACCCCCCACAACCGCCCCUUCUGCUGAGCAUCUUCCAACUCACCGUGGGCAUCCACAUGAUUAGUUUUCCUAUUUACCUCAUUGUUUUCCCUAAACGUUGCUCCCCUCCCCCCAAAAAAAAACCCUCUCUUAUAUUUUAUCCCAGCAUGCGAAGGUACCAAAUUGUGUUCACCCUGCCUCUUUGUUCCACCAAAGCACUUUCUCUCUGUCACUAGGAGGCAAUGUCCCUCUUCUCAUAGACCCAGGACUCCCUCUAGGCCCCUACCUCUGACCAGCUUGCCCUCUCCAGGCACUAGAUUUCUCAAGAGGAAAGUUCCCCUUCUUUCUCUGCACUGUGUUUACGUCCAACCAGAGAGCCUCCUUGAAGUUGGGCGUGAAAGAUGGAAAUUCCUGCAUUGCCUGCUGUGGCCACCAGAUGGCAGACAAGGAUAACCUUAAGCCUGAACUGGCUGGAACCGGGAGAGGGAAGGAGCUUUCUUUUUAGUGAACACUGACUGGUGCAUAAUGCUUCCUCUGCAUCCUGAAAGCAUUUGUUAAGCACUCAUGGUAUGCAUGUGUCUGUGUGUUUUUCAGUCCUGCAAAUGCACAGUAUACUUCCCAAAAGUGGGUUCCCAGGACUAGUUUUUAGGUCUAGUUUUAGUAAUCUUAUUUUUUAACAGCUUUAUUGUGGAAUAAUUUACAUACAAUUAAAUUCAUCCAUUUUACGUAUACAGUUUGAUAAAUUUGGGUCCAGUGUAUAUGAUAUACAACCACCAUCACAUCAAGUUUUAGAAUGCUUCCAUUGCCCCAAAAAGGUCCUUCGUGCUCCUUUGCAAUAAAUCAUUUCCCUGACCCCGGUCCCAUGCAACCACCGAAUUGCGUCCUCUUGCUGUAAUUUGCCUUUUCUACAAUGUCAUAGAAAUAGAAUCACUUUUUAGUGGCUUCUGUCACUUAGCAUAACGUUUUUGAGAUUCAUCCAGUAGUUCUUUUCUUUCAUUGCUGAGUAGUAUUCCAUAAAUCAUAUGCCACAUUUUAUCUCUUCAUCAGUUGAUGGACAUUUGAGUGAUUUCUACUUUUUUGGCUAUUUUUAAUAAAGUUGUUAUGAUCAUUU
Molecule: messenger RNA, 4717 nt
Organism: Diceros bicornis minor
Lineage: Eukaryota; Metazoa; Chordata; Mammalia; Perissodactyla; Rhinocerotidae
Gene: CES2
Product: carboxylesterase 2
Exons: 12
Coding region: 691-2370 (559 amino acids)
Cellular component (GO): intracellular membrane-bounded organelle
Molecular function (GO): carboxylic ester hydrolase activity
Source: RefSeq, a predicted model, not a curated record